UCUCUCCUGUGUAUUUCCUCAAAGGUAUUAGAAAGGAUAGUUUUCAAUCAAAUCCUCCAAUUCGUGAACGACAAAAUAUCAAAUCACCAGUUUGGCUUCAUGCUUUAUCGUUCCACCCUCCACCAGUUACUCUUAUUUUUCAACUCUAUUUUCGAAUCUUCCAGAAAUUCCUCUCAAACUGAUGUCUUAUACUUGGAUUUCAAAAAAGCCUUUGAUUCUGUUGCCCACAAUGAGCUCCUAUUCAAGUUAUGGCACAUUGGUAUAACUGGUAAUGCUUGGAAGUGGCUGCUUGCAUAUUUAACUAACCGAAGUCAAUGUGUCUCUAUCAACUCUAAAACAUCAACCGCUCUCCCUGUGAUCUCUGGUGUUCCUCAAGGCAGCAUCCUUGGCCCUUUACUGUUUCUUAUCUACAUUAAUGACCUCCCUGAAGUUGUAUUGUCUUCUAAGGUCCUGUUGUUUGCGGAUGAUGCAAAAUGUUUCAAAUCCAUUUCCAACUUUUCUGACUGUAUGUGUCUGCAAGAUGAUCUAAAGAGACUAGCACAGUGGAGCUCUACCUGGAGUCUGCCAUUUAAUGAUAAAAAAUGCUCUGCUAUCUCUGUUCAUUCUGGACACCGUCACCCUCAAUUCUCCUUCUCCUACCAUCUGAACAACACCCAACUGCUAAGGAAAACAGCUCAUACCGAUCUAGGUGUUGUGUUGACUCCUGACCUCAAAUGGAGAGACCAUUAUGUGUCCAUUAUGGCUAAGUCUUAUAAAAGUCUUCUCGUCCGUUUACUGCCCCUG
This is a messenger RNA of Geodia barretti, 783 nucleotides long. The record is from the annotation of a GenBank genome assembly. NCBI's taxonomy places the organism in Eukaryota, Metazoa, Porifera, Demospongiae, Tetractinellida, Geodiidae.